AUGUCAUCUUGGAAAAAAGCCGCGAAGGCUAACCAAAAAACUCACAAAGAAAGACACCAACCCGAGUCUAGAAAACACUUAGGUCUACUCGAAAAGAAGAAGGAUUACAAGAAGCGCGCUGAUGAUUAUCAUGAAAAGGGUGAAACGCUCAAGCUUUUGCGUAAACGGACGUUGGAUAAAAACCCAGAUGAAUUCUACUUUCACAUGAUUAAUUCUAAGACUAAGGAUGGGGUACAUCAUGAACUGGAGAAAGAAGAUGAGCACACAGUUGAGCAAAUUAAACUUAUGCAAACACAGGAUAUUAAGUAUGUAAAUAUGAAACGUACCAUGGAAAGUCGGCGUAUAGAAAAACUGCAGGCGCAGCUCCAUAUGACUGAUGUGGCAGAUGCGACACCAAAUACACACAUCUUCUUUGUGGACGAGGGUGAAGAGAAGAACUUUGAUAUAGCAAAGCGACUGGACACACACCCAUCGCUUAUAAACAGAAAGUCCAACAGGCCAAGGUUAUCGGAUUUAAACAAAAUAUCUCUACCAACAGUUGAUGAACAGGUCGUUAAGGAGUCCAGGAAAAUGAAACAGAAGACAUACAAAGAGCUCUCGAAGAGGAUCGAGCGCGAGAAGCAGCUGACCGUUGUCCAGCAGAAGAUGGAGCUUAAGAGGCACCUCCACGACGCCAAGAUCAUGAAGCCCAAACGUGUACAGCGGGCGACGAAGGUAUCGGCGCCAGUCUACAAGUUCCAGUACAUGAGGAAGAAA
Molecule: messenger RNA, 756 nt
Organism: Iphiclides podalirius (scarce swallowtail)
Lineage: Eukaryota; Metazoa; Arthropoda; Insecta; Lepidoptera; Papilionidae
Source: the annotation of a GenBank genome assembly